UCGCGCAUGCGCACUCCGUCUUCGCCCGGCCGGUGAAGGAGCGAAGCAGCAGGGACGCCGAAACCGCCGCUUCACGAGCAUAAACGGGAACGAAACCCCUGCUGGAGCCGCCGAAGCCUCCCAGGGCCCCUCCUGCGAGCAUUUCUCCUCAGCCGCCUCUACGCAGAGAAAGCCGGUUGCCGGUAAAGAGAAGACGAGCGAGGGGCGGGGCCGAGUAUUUUCUUGGCGUUUGGAUCUUUUCCUCAGGAAUGGCAACUAGGAGCAACCUGGCUUGGUAAACGUGCAAGCCGGCUUGCCUUCCAGACCAUGGACUCACUGAGACACCCUGAGGUGUGAAAAUGUCGAGCAGUAACCGAGCGCUCGUGGUGGACUUCCUUUCCUACAAGCUGUCGCAGCGGGGCCACAGCUGGCAUGAGAUUGAGAUGGAGAGCGGGGAGGAAGCGAUGGAGCCAGCAAACGAGACGGGGAACACCCUCAAUGGGAGCCCUUCUUGGCAUCCCAGCCCCAGCCAUGUCAUCAAUGGGGCCUCAGAACACCCCGAACUCCUUGAAGAGGAGGAGGAAGAAAACCCGAGGGUGGAUGUCAGCCAGACACUUAGGGAGGCUGGCGAUGAGUUUGAACUAAGGUACCGGCGGGCUUUUAGUGACCUGACCUCCCAGCUCCACAUCACCUUGGGCACGGCAUACCAGAGCUUCGAGCAGGUGGUGAAUGAACUCUUCCACGAUGGGGUAAACUGGGGGCGGAUAGUGGCAUUCUUCUCCUUUGGGGGAGCCCUGUGCGUGGAGAGCGUUGACAAAGAGAUGCAAGGGUUGGUGGUGAGGAUUGCCAGCUGGAUGACCACGUACCUGACUGAACACCUGGACCCCUGGAUCCAAGAAAACGGUGGCUGGGAGCGAUUUGUGGACGUCUACGGGAACGAUGCGGCCGCCAAAAGCAGGAAGGGCCAGGAACGCUUCAACAAGUGGCUCUGGACAGGGGCCACCGUGGCCGGUGUGGUGCUCCUGGGCUCCCUCCUGAGCCGCAAGUAGCCAGAGACUGUCUCUCCGUCCGUCCAUCCACCUUGGCCGGCCGGGCUGCACCCCGAGGCUCAGCCUUUCGAUCAUUCCAGGGGUGGGGACAGGGAUGGGGUUUUUUAAAGUAAGCCUCUGCAUUGCGACACAUACCCCGAUCCUACGUCCCAUCCCCACCCCACCAUAAACAACUCACAGACCUCUUUCUGGUGCCGGCUGCCCCACAGACAUCUCCAACCACAGGUCACUGGUCUGAAACCUAUGGACUAUUGCACCCGAAACACACACACACACACACACCGGCACCAUUAGGUGUUUUGCCUACCUUCAGCAUUUCCCGAUUGUGUCAGGCACGCUGACCCACAGCCUGGUAUUUAUCUUGACUGUUGUUUUAAUGUCCCUCCAGAUCAGCCCAAAGCACAGGGGCAUUCCCACAAGGUCUUUGCAACCUAUAAUAUCCCCCCUCUCUCUCUCAACGUGUCACAAGGUCUUCUGAGCUGAGCAGGUGGAGUGAGGGGAGGGAUUGGGUCUCCUGGACCCCAAAACACCAGAGAAGACCCCAUCCAGCCCUGAUCUGGAGACCUGGAUCUUAAGAUGCAGACAGUGGAGACGGAGGAGGGAUGAUGGUCAGAAAUAAGGACCGUUGGGCACAAAGGGCCACACGGCUUCUUUUCCCACCCAAAUGCUGGCUCAGCUCUUCCUCCUGGGCUCCUUUGUUUUUUGUUUUUUUGGGCGGGGAGGGGGAGGCAGGAUCAGUGCCUGGGUCUUUCUUCUAUCUGUCAAGUUCUUUCAGCCCCCCCCCCCCCCAAAACCCAGGCUGAGGCCAGUAUUUGUUUAGAACUUAUAUUAUCUGGUGCAGAAGGGAGAUGGAUAGGCGCCUGUGGGGGCUCUUUUCAUACAAAAUAACUUCUGGUGCUGAGGCUGCUGCCUAGAGUGCCCCCUUCAGGCCCCUCUCCCUUCAGUAAAAAAACAGGCAGCCCUCCCCGACAUUAGCUUUCCCAGAUUUCCCCUUCCUCCUGCUCCUGGUCCUCCUCCUCCUUCAUGCAUCCUCUGCAACAUGUGUCCCUUUUCUCUGCAUCCGAGACCUUGGGGCAACCCAGUCAAGCCACUGUGUUUCUUCUUCGUGCAUGUCCCUAUAUGCCUCAAACCCACCCCAUGCACAUGAAGGCUGCACCGUUUUGUCGUCUUUGUUCUCCAAACAGCUAUUGCAUGUCUGCACUGGACCGGAAUUUGUGUGCGCUUUGGGCAGGGCAGUCGCAGGUCAAGGCAGCUGGGAUUGGGGCGCAGCACCUGCCAGGAGCCGCAGCCAGCGGAGGUUUCGAAUGAGGCCGCCAAAAUGGACAGGGAACCAGGUAGAGGGUUGGGGUGGUCAUGGUCCCCAUGUUGUCCCGCUUUGAGAGAGGUGCCUCAAUGCCUUCUCUGCAAUGGGAAGAGAUCCCAAGACCAGGGCCAGGCCUAGUUUGCUCCACAUCUUCUGCUUGUGGCAAAAGAGAGCAGGCAGAAGAUGGGGAGGGAGCAGUAGGGCCGCAGAGAGAAAGAGAACUCGCUCACCAUGGCAGGCUAUGGAAGGUGUUUACAAUCAGCGGCUAAUUGUGAGGCUGGCUCUCUGGGGACCCUCCAGGGUACUUCCAGGAAAAAGUGAGCAUCAAUAGUGUGUGCGAGGCCAGGCAGCCCAGGCAGUGCAUGAAUCCUUGGUAGAAGAGAGUAGGAUGGAGAAGAGGAGCGCAAGUGGAUGCGUGACCCCUGCUUUCCCAAGCGCAAAUGAGGCAGAAAUGGCUGCUGCCCGUGUAAUGUUGGGCCAGGGGUUCUUGUGGGCUCUCUUACUAGUGGGAGAGCCACUGGAGACAGGAAGGCUGCCAGGGAUGGGGAGCCAAGUGGGUUCGGAUGAACAGGCUUCUGUGGAAGCAGAGCGGGAUGGGGGUGGGGGGAUGCAGGGUAGCCCUAGAUAUGAGGCUGGGCCUUGUCUGAUGGCACCACCUCGGUGCUUCUUCGCAAUAAUUGCCAGCCUCGUCUGGUGGUUGCCAUGGUAGGCCAAGGCGAUAGCACGCAGGGGCCGUUUCUGCAGGACACGGGGCUUGGUUGGGAGAGAGGCAAGAGUGGAUUGGCGUGCGUCUCCCUUGGUCUCUGCAGCAGCCAAGGGAUUGGGGGCUGCCUAUGGGAGUGGUGGGCCAAAGAUGUUUGGGCUGAGCUUGCUGGCAGGGGAGGGGAGGGGAUAGAGCCCCCUCCUGCCCUUCUCCCAACCCUGGUCGUAGCCCUGGGCUCCCUCUCCAACCAGCCCAGGCUGCCAUUUGGGACCCUCCGGCGCCGCCAACACGAGGGCCGCCUUGCAGCUCGCCUGCCCCUUCCCUCUCCCGCCCUUGCCCUGUACAGGCUCAGCUGUAUAUAUAUUGAAGAGUAGUUUUUAUUCAGUACAAUAAUACUAUUUUUGUUAAUUGUAUGUCUGUAUUUAUGUGUGUUGGCUGUACUCUGCCCCCCACCCUGAAACCUUCCCGACUCCAGUAUAUCCCAGUUAACCUCAUUACCAUGAACCUUUCCCGGCAAAAGCGGAAUGCAUUGGGGUUCCCUCCCAGCUCCUUUUUGAUUUAAAGUGUCCGUGCUGCACCUUCCGAUCACCCGCCCAUCCAUUGUUUUCAGGCCCUACACGAACCCGUUAUUUUGUGUGGUGAAAGUUCGAGUUUAAUAAAACUGUGAGUUGCA
This is a messenger RNA of Anolis carolinensis (green anole), 3707 nucleotides long. It is a transcript of the gene bcl2l1, whose product is annotated as BCL2 like 1. Gene Ontology annotation, molecular function: protein homodimerization activity; protein heterodimerization activity. The record is from RefSeq and is a predicted model, not a curated record. Gene Ontology annotation, biological process: extrinsic apoptotic signaling pathway in absence of ligand; intrinsic apoptotic signaling pathway in response to DNA damage; negative regulation of intrinsic apoptotic signaling pathway. Bases 339 to 1028 code for a protein of 229 amino acids. Gene Ontology annotation, cellular component: mitochondrial outer membrane. The transcript is spliced from 3 exons. Lineage: Eukaryota; Metazoa; Chordata; Lepidosauria; Squamata; Anolidae.